AUGCCUUCUCAGCGGGAGAUCAUUAAGUCUGGCCGGGGAAUGAAGAAAUGGAGUCGCGAAGAGCUGAAUGUGGUGCGUCUGAUGAACAAAGACACCGAGUUCCAGAUCGACGACCACAACGGCGACCAGUGCAAGAUCUUCUUCGAGAUUUUCCCGUACACGCGUGAGAAGAGGAACUACUCCGCCUCCCACCUUCGGGACCAAUGGAAGCAACGCCACCAUGCCGGACGCAACUUGGUAAGUGAACGAUUACCAUAAUCUAUUAUAAAUUUAUAACAGGGACGGCUGCUAACACGCGACCAGAUGUGGAUGGAUGUCGACCGACCGAGCCCCAAGAAUAAGGGAGCAUACACGGAUGAAGAGCGGGAACAGAUGGCGGUAUAUCGCGGAUGGAUAGUGAAGGCCGCGAAUGAUACUGGGAUCGCAUUGCGUGACACCUCCGCUAUGGCCAUUACACCGGCGGAUUCGCUCCCAUAUGAGGAGGACCAGGAAGAAGAUGAGGAAGAGGCAGAGUCUAGCAACGACGGACAAAGCUCGCCGACUAAGAGAUCGCGGCAAGCUGCCGACCUUGACUCUGUCUUCGACUUGACUGACGAGGAAGAAGGACCGGCCGCAAAGCGCCGCAGAGAGGAGCCCGAGAGACAUCCACUCAGCGGUGGAGCAAAUACCGUCGCGAUGAACAACGCCGAGAACACGCUUUCCACCAGGACACACCAGCCAAUCCAUCCUCCGAGCUCGGAGGCCAGCGAGAUGCCCACGCCUGCAGCUGGCGAGCCUCUCCCCAUGGUCCACUGGCGUUUUCUCCACUUCGAAGACGGUCAGAUCCGCUAUGAGCCCGUCCGGAGCAAUGGCUGGAGGCACAACAUCCUCAUAGCUGCUGAAGGUACAUUCGUCGACUCCACAGACAAAAUGUAUCGAUACGGAGGCCCGGUCGCGAGGUGCACCUACCAGCCACUUCCAUCCGAGGAACACCAGCAGCCGCAGACCUUCGAUACUAUGGUCUGCCUGCAGGGUUCAUGCAAACACUGUCGUCCAGACCAUCCAGUCGUCGUUGGAGAGGCUGACAUCAAGCGCAGCCAGUUCCAUGGUCUACCUGCCGUGCACCGCGACGAAUUGCGGAUGGACAACGAUAUCAUGCAGUUCAAACCUGUUGCGGGCUCAGCCAUGACGAAGCAAAUGGGCUGGCAGUUUUCCUCGAGAGAGAAAGUCACGGUUGAGGACCAGGUGGUUUUUGGCGACGGGAAGACUCGUCAAGUUGCGGUGUGCGCUGGCGAGGACUGCAGCCUCUGCUUUCAACGCACAACUGGCCCGGGACGUCCGGAUGAUGAGGCGCCUUUAGACGACUUCAUCGGCGACGCGUUGUACGGUAGUACUAUAUACCCGGACGAGUGA
Lecanosticta acicola is the source of this 1392-nucleotide messenger RNA. Lineage: Eukaryota; Fungi; Ascomycota; Dothideomycetes; Mycosphaerellales; Mycosphaerellaceae. The record is from the annotation of a GenBank genome assembly.